UCCAAGAAGUAGACGCCCGCGACCCGCUGUGAGGCCAGUACCCAGAGGCAGCCACCGCCUCCCCGAGUUCCUGUGGCUGCUGCGACGCGGAGUAUAGAGCGCUGAUGGCCAUGGACGGCUACAGGGGAUUUCUGGGGCUGCUGGUGUCGGCGCUGCUCGUCGGCUUCCUAUCCGUGAUCUUCGUCCUCGUCUGGGUCCUCCACUACCGGGGCGGACUCGCCUGGGACGGGAGCUUGCUCGAGUUUAACUGGCACCCUGUGCUCGUGGUCACCGGCUUCGUUUUCAUCCAGGGCAUCGCCAUCAUUGUAUACAGACUGCCAUGGACCUGGAAAUGCAGCAAGCUCCUGAUGAAAUCCAUCCAUGCAGGGUUAAAUACUGUUGCUGCCAUUCUUGCAAUUAUUUCUCUGGUGGCUGCUUUUGAUUUCCACAACACCUUGCAAAUCCGCAAUAUGUACAGUCUGCAUAGCUGGGUUGGACUAAUAGUCGUUAUACUCUACUUCUUACAGCUUGUCCUAGGUUUUCUCGUCUUUCUGCUUCCUUUUGCUCCACCGUCUCUCCGAGCAUUCCUCAUGCCCAUACAUGUUUAUUCCGGACUUUUCAUCUUUGGAACAGUGAUUGCAACAGUACUUACGGGAGUGACUGAGAAACUGAUAUUUUCCCUCUCUACCUACAGUACAUUACCACCGGAAGGUGUUUUCACGAAUACCCUCGGCCUUCUGGUUCUGGUGUUUGGAGCCCUCAUUUUUUGGAUAGUCACCAGGCCACAAUGGAAGCGUCCUCAGGAAACAAAUUCUAUCCUUCAGCCAAACAGAAGCAAUCCAGAGGGAGUGGAAGGCUCCAUGGCAAUAAACUUUGGCAACGUGGACAAAUCAGAUUCAGACUUAAACAAUGAAGCUGCCGCAAGGAAAAGAAACAUCACCGUUGAUGAAGCUGGUCAGAGAUCCACCAUGUAAAAUGCUGUAGAAGUGGAGCCGUGUAACUUCACUUUUAAAAACUAACUUUACGGUUUUAGCUUCUCCUAUUUAGCCAUGUAAGAUAAUUGAGCUCCACAGAGUCAAUAUUUGUUUUAAUCAUAAGGUGGAAUUUCUUGAAAGAGUUUAUACUGAUCGAGGCCUAUAAAUUUACCUGAUUUGGAAAGGAGAUGGUUGAUGUAAAUGAGAGCAACUAUAAAUUGUGAUUAUGUUACCUCUUGAUGAGCACCAAAGCAUUUAGCAUAGUGCCUUGCAUAGAACAAAUGUUCAAAAUGUGCUUAUUGGUUGGUAAAUUUGAUAAACUGGCAGCCCUGGAAGUUUUUCUAAAACUCAGCUUAAUCUCAAGGCUUCUCUGGAGUCUGGUGUACUUUAUGAUCCAAAUUCCAAACCUAAUUAGAAAGAGAAUACGCCCGAGUUGUUAAGCAGCAUAAACUGUUUUACAGACCUUGGAGAGCACUUUUUCUCAAGUUUCUGUUUUUACCGUUUAAAAGGUACUUGCAUUGCCCUUAGUAUGUGCCAGACACGAUUCUAAGCACUUUAUGAAUAUUAGCUAAUCCAAUCCCCAGACAAACCUUAGGAGGUAGGUAUUAUUAUUAUCUCCAGAUAAGAGCUGUGAAGUUUGCAGAGGUUAAUAACUUGCCCCAGCUCACAAGUGGGGGAACCGAGAUUCAAAACCUGGCAGUCUGGCUCCUCAGUCCAUAAUUCUAACCACUUCACUAUGCUUUUUUUUUUUUCUGCUUUACACUAAUUUGCACCACUUUGACCACCCCUGAAUAAAUUUCAGUUGCUGGAGUGCAGUAGAGUUGUUAAAGUUUACCUUCUGCCUCUCUUUCCCAAGGCAAAUUCCUCAAACAGCCAAGGAAAAGGGCCCACCCCUGCCUGGGAAUAGAGUAUAUUACGGGCACCCAUCCACUGCCAGCAAGCCAUGGCCUACCUUGAUGCCUCUUUGUUCUUAAAAUUGUGUCUUGGUGACAAAGAAAGCUGUGGGCAAGAACAUCUGUGGCUUUCAAGAUUAAUCAAGAUUACGAUUUCAAGAUUACGAGUUUUAUUCUUCAGGAUCUUAGCUGCUGAACAAUUCUGGGUUUGAGGAUAGAAGAGAAUUGCCUCAUGGUGGGCCCUUCCUAGGGGCAGUAGCUAGGGUCCUUCCAGAUCUGGGUGGAAUAUUAGGAGAUAUCUUGAGCUUUAGAUUCUCAGUAGUGAAUUGAGACUCAGAGGUGACAACUUUCAUGCAUAGAGAUCUCUGUUAGGCUCUGACUUAAAUUAAAAUCCGGAAUGGCGCCUAUGCUGAAAUGAUGCUUUUCAUUUGGGAGUUGAUUUUUGGUUUCCCUGUAAUUUUUAACUGGAGCAUUUGAAUAUGGAUAAAAACCUUACAGUUUACACUAAAAUGCACUUGACAUUUUUGGUGCUUAUUGGAUUUCCUUUUUGGAUACCUGGUAAUCACUUCCAUAGAUUAACUAUGAAAUACACUCCAUCACAUCCCUUAAGCUUCAUGUUUAAUCAUUCAACAUUCCAUCGCCAAACACUGUUUUCUUCUUAUAUAAUUCUAUUUCCAAAACUGGUAAUAAUGUUAGAAGUACUGCUAGUGCCUGGCUCAGUGCCUGGCACAUAGGAGGCACAAUUAAAUUUAAUAUGAGUAGAGCAUGCUACAUACAAUUUUGAUGCUAAGUAGGAGGAAUUGUAUUGUCACACACAAACAUAUUUUGAUAAAUGGAUGUUUCUUUACAUGGAGGUGCACAAAAUUUCAGGAGUUUUUUGGGGGGAGGGGUCAGUGACAACCUCAAGAAUUGAAGCUGCCAUUCCAUUUUAUAUAGGCCAAGAUAGAAGUUAUUAAUGAAAAGUUAAUUAUGGAUUUGGUGCUGGAAUAUUCUGCUCCAUUGCAAAGUAAUUGAGCACCUCCUCCUCUCGGCUUUAUUUUAUCUUUCUUGGGGCUAAUGUGGGGGUAAUCUUACAGAUAUUAUAAGAACUUCUUUUCUUUCUCAGCCUUUAUGAAAACAAUGCAUAGUAAAAUAUAUCUAGAAAAGCUUUCUGUUUGAGGCUCUUCUUUUAAUGGGCUUUUAAUUCUAAUGAUAAUUGUACCCUUAUCUUUCAAAAGCUGAUAUUUCCUACCCAAAGCAUCUUCCCCAGAAAUAUCUCAUUAAAAAGCUCACAGGAAGAAUAGAGAAGAAGAAAGCCUUAGGUAUCAAUUCCAAAACAGUGAUUGAAAUCUCCACAAGUAAUUAUAGCUUAUAUCACCUGCAGAGAUAGUCUGGCUUGGCUUACCCCAUAAUCUAAUUUUAGAAAAGAAAUAGCUUUAUUUUAACACUCAUCUACAGCAACACUGAAGCUUUUCUCUCGAAGGGUUUAUUGAGAAACUGAAAUGAAUAUACUUUUUGAUAUAAUGUUAUCAAAAGUGUACAGCUUCCUGUUCUCCUUGUGUUAAACCGAAUCUCCCCUUCAGAGUGCUUUCUUUUCUUUCCUUGUGUAGUUUCACUUAAGCCUCGAUGAUUGUAAACAGCAUCUCAGACCUUACAAUCAAAUGACAAAGAAGGCAAUUGCACUUUUUAAGAGAUAAUGACAAGUGGUUUCUGUUUUCUAAAGGACCAAAAAAAGAGGAUGUCUUGUUUCUAAUUAGGCUCUUUUCCCUGCUGAGUUGGAAAUUUCAGUGUAAUACUGGUUGACCACAACUGCCAAAUCUAAAAGCUCAAAGAAGUAGAGCUUUAUGCUAAUUUUAUUGCAAUAUGAAUUUUUAUCUUGAUGCGCUCUUUUUUAGAUAAUUCCAUUAGAAAACUGUAACUUCUAUGUCUUACAGCUACACAUAGGAAAGUAUAGAAGAAAGAAAACUAUUAUUCUUUAUCACCUACUAAGUACCUGAAAACUUUUAUUGGAAAAUAUUUCUAUGUUCGAAUCUGUAUUUUUACCUUAGCACGUUUAUGGAAAAAUAUUAAAUUGCCUGAUAUUUUAUAAUUUUGUAGAAAAAUACACAUCUAUUUUUUCUCGAUUUGUUUUUAUAUAGUAAUAAAAGUUAUUUUGGAAGCUA
Messenger RNA from Pteropus alecto (black flying fox), 3987 nucleotides. Its product is annotated as cytochrome b reductase 1. Gene Ontology annotation, cellular component: lysosomal membrane. The record is from RefSeq and is a predicted model, not a curated record. The transcript has 4 exons. Gene Ontology annotation, molecular function: oxidoreductase activity. NCBI's taxonomy places the organism in Eukaryota, Metazoa, Chordata, Mammalia, Chiroptera, Pteropodidae. The coding region runs from base 105 to 953 and encodes 282 amino acids.